Molecule: messenger RNA, 5126 nt
Organism: Paramormyrops kingsleyae
Lineage: Eukaryota; Metazoa; Chordata; Actinopteri; Osteoglossiformes; Mormyridae
Gene: tfap4
Product: transcription factor AP-4 (activating enhancer binding protein 4)
Biological process (GO): regulation of transcription by RNA polymerase II
Cellular component (GO): nucleus
Molecular function (GO): DNA-binding transcription factor activity, RNA polymerase II-specific; RNA polymerase II cis-regulatory region sequence-specific DNA binding; protein dimerization activity
Source: RefSeq, a predicted model, not a curated record
UGCGCUGAGGGCUGUGCUUCGCUGUCACUAUAGCACAGAAAAUGCGCGAACAGCUGUCACUGUGCAGGAGGAACGUGUAUAGUCCGCGCCGAUCAUGUGGAUGUACCCUGAACGUGUGUGCUUUAACGGCGAAAAAAUAACUUAAUACUCUGGCAACAGUUUCGGGUUGUAGCUUUCGGUGGAUUUCUUGAAGCAUGAACACUUUCUGCAGUGACACGUAUUAAGUGCUUCAUUUAAAGUUUGUACUUUACUUUGAUAUCCAAAACGGAACAGACUAACAUACUGGUGACUAGAAAUAAUGUUGGUGACAGCUUAUUUAAAAGGAUGCAUGAUGAGAUGGCGUGAAUUCUGUUGUCAGAUCUUAUCAUGUCCAUGUUUGUGGGUCUUUAAAAGCAAUCCAGACUUUCUUGCCUUAUCCUUGAAUCCUGGCAUAGUUAAAAUUCUGGUUGAAAACAGCAAGACGGUGAAGUGGUGUGCCUUGCUUGCUGUUUUCCCGUGAGCCGAACAGGUCCGCUGCAGAUUUCCAGCCAAAUCUGUUUUGUUAGUUAUUAAUGCAUAGCAGUGUGACUGGCCAGCCAUUGCUCUGAAGGAAGCAGAUGGUAUUGCAUGUGGUCAGUGUACUUUAGGCAGGCUAGUCAGGUUAUUUGACGGCCCACAGGAUGCACCUACUCCGCGCUUUGAGGCCGCAACCUCAGACCCAAACGAGAAGCCGCAGCCAGGAGCAGGGCCAGAGGGCAUAGGGUCCGCUGCUGAAGGUUUCUGGUUUGAAUCCAGCUAGUCAGCCGCUUUUUGGGUUCGAAUUCAGUCAUGCAUCACCAAGACAACUUAAUAAGAGUCAAGUGUGAUGUUUAGCUAAGGAGUACGGCUGCAGUUUGUGCCUGUUGUGUCUCCUGGUAGCGGUUCUGUGUUGCUGAGACUUUUCGUAAAGGCGACGUCAGCACGAGUCUGUCUGCCACACCUGAGCCCACUGGUCUGGCGAACAUCCCGCUCACCCCGGAGACAGCGCGUGACCAGGAGCGGCGGAUUCGCCGCGAGAUCGCCAAUAGCAACGAGCGCCGCCGCAUGCAGAGCAUCAACGCUGGCUUCCAGUCGCUGAAGACUCUGAUCCCGCACAGCGACGGGGAGAAGCUCAGCAAGGCAGCCAUCCUCCAGCAGACUGCGGAGUACAUCUUUUCUCUGGAGCAGGAGAAGACGCGGCUCCUGCAGCAGAACACUCAGCUGAAGCGCUUCAUCCAGGAAUUUAGCGGUUCGUCCCCCAAGAGGAGGCGCGCCGAAGAAAAGGACGAGGGCAUCGGCUCUCCUGACAUCCUGGAGGAGGAGAAGGCGGAGGACCUGCGCAGGGAGAUGAUCGAGCUCCGGCAGCAGCUGGACAAGGAGCGCUCAGUGCGUAUGAUGCUGGAGGAGCAGAUCCGCUCCCUCGAUGCUCACCUGUACCCUGAGAAGCUGAAGGUGAUCGCCCAGCAGGUGCAGGAGCAGCACAUGCAGACACAGACGCAGACGCUUCUCCGGCUGCAGCAGCAGCACGAGCAGCUAGAGAGGGAACUGCCCCCUUGCAGCCCACAGGUGCUGACCCCUCCGACCCCUCCGGCCCCCACUCACCACGCCACUGUUAUUGUCCCCGCUCCCACGUUGCCUCCACUGCCCCAUCAUGUAACCGUGGUUACAAUGGGCCCGACCUCUGUCAUCAACACAGCGUCCACGUCACGGCAGAACCUGGACACCAUUGUGCAGGCCAUCCAGCACAUUGAGGGGACGCAGGACAAGGCCUCGGUGGCGGAGGAGGAGCAACGGCGAGCUGUCAUCGUCACCCCCGGCCGCGUCCCGCAGGACGACCCCGGCUCGGACACGGCCUCCGACAGCGAGGGCCCUGAGGACGGCUCCCUGCCCUGAUCUCUACCCGCUCUGGGGGUGGGGGGCAGUGACCGUGGGGGAGGGACUCUCCACACACACAUGCGGCACUCUGAUAGGCUGACAGACACUUGAGAGACUGACUGACAGACAGGUCCAGCUUGCGGAGCCAGGCCCGACCCUCACUACUGACCAAUCAGCCUGCGCAGCACAUCUGGCCUCCCCGCUGCCGUCUGCUCCCUGGUUCCUGCCGACAAGCGGGCCCCUGAUGGUCAUGGACCUCACAGUACCGGGCCUGACGUCUAACCUCUGUCAGCCAUGCCUCCCAAACCUGAGCGCUCCAGACGACUCGCAGGGGAGGGGCUGCGAAAGGCCCCGCCCACCUGCCCCUCCCUCCAUUUGUUUGAGCUCCUUGUCUUUCCUUGUCUUCAGCACUCUGGAGGAAGGCUGUGGUUUUUUUUUUAAGUGGCUUUUUUUUAAAGCAAGAUUAUGACACUGUGAGCCUUUGAAACUCUGAUCUGUUCCACGCUUUUGUCAGAGGAAAUGCUGUUUUUUUUUUUUUUUCUGUAUGUGUUUUGUUUUACUGUGUUCAGUGUCCGCUGAUGGUGUACAGCAUCUCCUUAGCCAGAGAAUCACAUUUUUUUUUAAGCUCUCAAAGCCAAAACUUUUACCCAGCGACAUGAUCGGUGAUAGGCUGACAGAUGGGUGAGAUUGUUAGCACUGUGCCCCCCCACCCCCCCGGGGGUCUGACAUGAUCACUCAUUAAUCACCUACAGAAGCCACGUUUCUGUAGGAAAAAUUCGUCUUUUCCACCCUGACAGUAGGACAGCCUGCUUGCUUUUUACCGCGAUGUCUCCCGUAUUCAUUUUUUAACCCCCCCCCAAUGAAUUUGCAUUGGCCUAAUGCCGUCAAUAAGCUAUCCUGCAGGUCCUGCUGGGUCACGCCCUGUAGAUGACUUUUGCGAUUUCAUUUUUACUAUGUUUUUGGAUUUAAUUCCCCAUUGAGUUUUGCUACAGAUUGUUUUUCCCUGAUACGGUACAGAUUCCUGUGUGUGUGUGAGUGUGCGUGCGCACGAGUGGUGUGUAGUGUGUACUGCCUCGCAGUCUUCAUGGGGGCCCCUGCUGUGUCUGUGUAUCCCAUGUAGUGUGUUUGGCUGGGGGGGGGGGGGGGGUAGCUACACUCGGUCACCCAAUUGAAACUAUGCAGUUGUACGCACACACACACACACCCCCCCACACAGGAUGACUUCUCCAUGCCUUCAGACAGUGAGUGUCUCAUGAUGUGUAAAAAUGCCCCCCCGUCUGCCGGCCCCAUGAAGGGAGGCUGCGGGGGCUUUAGUGGUUUUCUGGACUAGUCCCAUUCAAUGGGCUGCACAUCUCCUCAUUUUGGUCUGUUGGUCAUUGUCUCACGUUUUGUUACUUGAAUGGUGGCAGAAGCCAGGAACUCGCUGGUUUGUGUGUUUGUGUGUAUGUGUGUGUAUGUGUGUGUAUGUGUGUGUGUGUGUGUUUGUGUGUAUGUGUGUAUGUGUGUGUGUGUGUGUGUGUGUAUGUGUGUGUAUGUGUGUGUGUGUCCCCUGUCACAGCCGGCUUAGGUGCUACAAGGCAUCCGCACCUUGCUGAGUAAGAUCCUUGUGGUUUUUUUUUGUAACCUUUAUACAUGUAUAUUUCUGUAAAUAUGCCAGUGUUUAUCCUAUGCUUCAUAACCUCUAUAUCCUUUCUGGCCCGUCACAUUAAGGGCUGUGGAGCGUUCUGAUGCACCUACGUAUAGGAUUACGCGUCAAGCGUUCCCUUUGUGUGUGUGUGUGUGUGUAUGUGUGUGUGUUUUUUUUUUUUGUUUUUUUUUUUCCAGGAACUACAUCUUAGCUCUCCCCAUUUUAAGCCAUGCGCCACUAGGAUUCCCCGGUGGUAGAGGAUUAUGGGAUACAGGUGGCAUUUAGGACAGCCGCUAGCCUUAAUGCAGCUGUGAUGCACUAAUGGCUGCCGGUCCUCCAGGGCACCAGAGGGCGCCUAUUCCUUUGGGAUAGACUACGAUGGCCAGUUGGCCGCUGCUAUCCUUUCUUCAAUGGAGCUGAAGUUUUCUCGUCUUUGGUUUUUUUAAGCUUGUCCUGGUGAUUAUCAUAAAUGAAGACGGCAUUGGCAGAUGCGGGUGCUUCUUAAACAUUCCAGCACAUUCUCUGUAGUUUGUCCCCCCCCCCCCCAGCUAAUCAUCAUUGUCUCAUCUUUGGCUGCAUUUGAUGUCCCCUUUGCUGCUAAUCAGCUUUUUCAUUUUUAAACAAUUGUGGUUUUUGAGUUGACCCGCCCUCGCUUUCACUGCAUAGUGAUAGGAGGGACCCUCUCAGUGCGCCAAUGGCAUCAAAGCAAGGCUCAUGAUUGACAGGUGUCCCCAUGUGGGCAGGUCUGUACCCUACAUCCCAAGCUAGAAAGGCUCUGUGGAGAGCCCGCUGCCCUGAAUAGAGAGUCAAAAACACUUAUUAUUUUCCAGGUGGGGUUUGGGGGUGGGGCAGGGUUGAAGUCGGACGGUUAUUUUAAAAACAGAUCCAGUUUUGUGUACUUACGUCACUUCAGGCCUUUUCAGUAUCUGCGCUUAAUCAUUCCCUCUACUGAAGCCAUGAAGUUUUCACUUUCACUUUUCUGUGGGCCUCCUGUAUGGAUCAUUUAUACAUAUCAGGCAGUGUGGACUGCAGAGGCCCAGACUGGGGAUGUGACUCACAAGCACUUACUGUAGUACCGAUGGAGGCCUCUGUUGCUGCGAUGACUUUCUUGCAACAGAAUGCUCUUUGUUGCUAGUUCACGCCGAAAAGCUGUGUAACCUCUCCCCUUUGCUGGACCCCUCCCACGGCGCUCCCCGGUCUCCCCGUAGGCGUCCCCAGACUGCCCUCCCACGGCGCUCCCCGGUCUCCCCGUAGGCGUCCCCAGACUGCCCUCCCACGGCGCUCCCCGGUCUCCCCGUAGGCGUCCCCAGACUGCCCUCCCACGCGCUCUGGGGGCUGUCUCCCUGUAGGCGUCCCCAGACUGCCCUCCCACGGCGCUCCCCGGUCUCCCUGUAGGCGUCCCCAGACAGCCCUCCCACGGUGCGCUGUGGGCUGUCUAUCCGUAGGCGUCUCCACAUCUCCCGCUUUUCCUUCCUUUUUAUAAUCUGUUUGGUUGUUCUUCGUUGGACUCACUCAGUCCUCAGUCAUUGAGAAGCUAUAAUAUUUUGUUUAAAAAAUUGGGGGGCGGGGAAAAGAGGCUUGGCCUUUGUAAACAAAGAAUAAUAAAGUUUGUACUUUGUUUUUUAGA